Messenger RNA from Staurois parvus, 429 nucleotides. The record is from the annotation of a GenBank genome assembly. NCBI's taxonomy places the organism in Eukaryota, Metazoa, Chordata, Amphibia, Anura, Ranidae.
CAGUAUGACAUGCAGAUGAUAGUGCCGUCGAUCUUAGAAUCACCGCACACUUCACUCAUUUUUGGGCAGUUCACGGGGCCAAAUCCACCAGAGUGUGGAGCCACCAGUGUGGCGGUGGGACGGCAGCAGCAAUGGGAGGCCAUACAGCACCACUAUGACAAAUGGAAACCCACCAGUCAGUGUGAGGAGACCUGAAAGUGGCACAUGGCAUGAGUGUGGCGAUGGAGACAGCAAGCAAUGGGAGGCCCGUUAACAGGGACCAUGACACACUCUGGUAUCCUAGGCAGCAGCGAUGAGGAAGGUGGUACCAAGGGGCCCAUGACAAGAUUACGGGCCUCGGCCAGCAGCUAUGAGGAGGUCGGUGAACCACCCUACACCUAUCACAAAAUGGAACCCACCAACAGUGUAAGGAGACCUGAACGUGGCACA